AUGGUCACAAGGUCUUGGCCUCCCCAGAUCCUAGCUCUCCCAGAAAAGAGGAGGAGACCCCUCUUGCUCUCCAGGGCCCACCUCCAGGCAGGGCCAUGUCAACACAAACAUCGGGCGCUCCCUGAAUCAGCACCCCUGGUCCUAGACAAGACGCCCUCACCCGGGACCCUGGAGGGCACUCCCUUGCUGCUGGAGCUGCAGAAAUUGCUGGGAUUGGCCAAUACAGACUUGAGUGCCCUGAACCCCAACAUCCAGUUGAGGGCUACAGGGGCGGCCAUGAACCUAGAGGAUUUCUGGAGAGAAGUUAGGCUCAACAGCUCAGCUCUGAAGUCAGGCAUCUCAUCCUGUAUUCCGUGGAGGACGGGGGUCCUGUGUGGGUCAGACAAGGUGACCAUCGAGGUGGCGGUGGAGCCCCAGGCUGAGCUGGACAUGGACCCGAUGGCCGAGCCCAACAAUCGCUGGUCCGAGGGCGCCCCCCGCUGGCUGCCCGCCGAGGAACUCCUCCAGCCCCUAUUCUGGGGCUGCUCGGAGGGCAAGGAAGGGAGGACCCGUCUCAAGGGCAGAGCCCCGGUGGGGGAAGAGCAGGAAGAGGAAGAGGACCACCCUCCCGAGGACAGUGAGGGUGAGGACCAGGAGGAGGACAGUGAGGAGCACGGUGGAGGUGACCACGAGCCGGGCUUCCGCGGGGCCGCAGGAGGCUGGGAGCAGGGCCCACUGUCCCCUGGAGACUGGGCCUUCGAGGAGCCUGAUCGCUAUGACUAUGAUCUUCUGGAGGAGUGGAGCCCCUGGUCUCCCUGCAGUGGGAGCUGUGGCAGCCGCAGCCAGCAAGGACUCUGCGAGUCCCACGCCUACAUGCCCUGUGGCACCACCAGCCUGGCCUCCUCUCUUCCCCAUGGCACCGAGGACAAGGACCCCUUGGGUCUCCCCAGUGAGGGGUGGCAGCCCCUGGCCCAUGAUGCUAUGGACAUGCUCAGCCCAAAUAUGGGCAGUGGUGAGAAGUGGCUGAACUGCAAGAGUGACUUCCUGGUCAAGUACCUGAGCCAGGUGCUGCGGGCCCUGCCCAGCUGUCCGUGCGCGUACCCGCUGGAGGCCGUGUCCAGCGCCGUGAGCCUGCGGGACAAGCAUCAGGGCCGCAGCUUCCGCUGGAGGGACGCCAGGCCGCACGAGCGCCUGGACGUGUACCGGCUCACAGCCCACUUCUGCUCGUGCUCUCUCAGCACGCCGGCCGUCCAGCACUGCUGCUACGACGCGGGCAGUCGGCUGCUGAUCCGGGGCAAGGGUGCCAGCGCCCCCGACCUGGUCAGCACCGACGUCUCGCCCGAGCUUCACUUCAAGGUGGACACGCUGCUCUGGAUCCCGUGUAAGGCGGACUGCAGCCGCUACCACGCGGUGCGGCCCCCCAACAAUGGCCGGGCCUGCGCGGACAGCCCUCCCGAGGAGGAGUACCUGGCCCAGUUGCAGGAAGCCAAGGAGUACUAACGAGGGGCUGCCGCGCUGGACAACGCUUCUUCGCAGGCCCCCCACCUUCGCCCCACCUCUGCCCAGACCUGGUGAGGCAGGCCUGGAGUCUCGAGCCCUCUGCCUGGGAACCUGGGGCGGGCAGGUCAGCGCGGUGUGGGGUCAGCCGAAGGGCAUUUGGGGAAGUCACAUCAGGAAACCGGAUGAGACUAGGUGUGUUCAGAGCCGCUACCUGGAGAAGCUCAGAGAGCCAGAUGUUUCCAGUUACCAUCACACCUGAAGGAGCCACACCACCCACGACCGGCGUCAUAAUGCUCCUUCUGAUUUCCCGUGACUCUCCUUCCAGCACCUCACAAUAACCCACGUGCCUCAGUGCUCCUGAUGCCCACUUCCACAAGCAAACCUCAGGUUUUUGUCAAGGUAAAGCACAAUAUUUGUCCAAUGAUUUAUGUAUUUCUUAUGAUUUAAUAUGUGUAAACUGUGCCACCAAUUUUUACAUUCCUAAAUUUAAAUAUCACUGAUGAAGCUUUUGAGUAUUCUGUCAUGUCCCUAACCCUAUCUUCCCUACAAGCCCUGUGGUUUUUGUUAGAAGAUUCUGCAUAGUGUGGUGAAUUUUAGAAACACGUGUCACGUUAUAGCAGAACUGACUGUAUUUCAAAGUUAACAUGUAUUUAUCUUUACCUCUCUAGGCCUCAGUUUCUUCAUCUAUAAAACGGAGGCUGGAAAAGACGACACCUAUGGUUUCUUUCAGACUGCUAUGUUUUAAUUAAAAAAAAAAAAAAAGACAAAAAUACAUUGUGCCUCUUUGUGACCACUCACUUGAAAAGAGUUUCCAGGUUUUGCCCCAUACAUGUACUCUUUUAACUCUACCGUCUUUCCUCCCUGUCAGGACCAUCCAAGGAUGGCCCCAAUUCUGUCCUAAUACGCUCACAAAAGAGACAUUAAACUAGAGAAUAAAACCAGCCCGUUAUAAUCACAUGCAAGCAGCAUUACCACAGCACUCUAAACUAUUAGGUUCACACUGGAAUUAAAAAAACAAAAGCCAAAAACUCCCAUAGCCUACUUUCAAGUCAUCCAAGAGGCAGAAAAUAGCUAGUCUGAAAAAUGUCACAUUGUAUGCUCCCAAACAGGACAAGGCCCAAAGAUUCAGCAGCCCAGUUGCUACAUCAGUAGAGACUUGUGAGACCCACAGAGAGGAAACCCAUUUAGUGUCCUGCAGAAAUGGACAGAAAAUUUCAACAUUGGAUACUGCUUCCUAUAGGACUCUAAAGCAGCACUAUCCCCCUCGAAAAAAGUUCAUAACCUCUCAAAAACUGUUCUCCCUGGCUCCUGAACAGGUCAAUCAAAAUGCCGUUAACCCCUGUCCUAAAAGCCGAGCACAG
This is a messenger RNA of Odocoileus virginianus texanus, 2840 nucleotides long. The record is from RefSeq and is a predicted model, not a curated record. Lineage: Eukaryota; Metazoa; Chordata; Mammalia; Artiodactyla; Cervidae.